Molecule: messenger RNA, 918 nt
Organism: Thalassophryne amazonica
Lineage: Eukaryota; Metazoa; Chordata; Actinopteri; Batrachoidiformes; Batrachoididae
Product: odorant receptor 131-2-like
Exons: 2
Coding region: 1-918 (305 amino acids)
Biological process (GO): G protein-coupled receptor signaling pathway
Cellular component (GO): membrane
Molecular function (GO): G protein-coupled receptor activity
Source: RefSeq, a predicted model, not a curated record
AUGAAUGUAACAUCUGCCAACAUCACCAUGGUUACAUCCUACCGGGAUUCCUUUGUCAAAGCUGUGACCAAAAAUGUGGUCGUUGUGAUUCUGGGGUUCUUCAUCAUCUACAUCAGUGCAAACAUCAUUCACACCUUCCGAAAUCAUCAGAUUUUCUACAUGAGUCCUCGGUACAUCCUAUUCAUCCAUCUAGUGGUCAACGACAUGAUCCAGCUGACACUGACACUCGUCCUCUUCCUCCUCAGCUACAUCAUCUACAAAAUAAAUGUCCCCAUCUGUUGUGUAUUAACGCUGCUUGCAAUUUUCACGACUGAAAACACUCCUCUGAAUCUGGCUUGCAUGGCAGUGGAGUGCUACAUCGCCAUCUGCCUCCCUCUUCGUCACUCUCAGAUCUGUACAGUCAGGAGAACACUGAUGCUGAUUGGUCUUAUUUGGAUAAGAAGCAUGUGUUUCACUUUUCCUGAUCUCUUCUUCACCCUGGCCACAGAGUCCAUAACGUUUUUUAAAUCCAAAGUGUUUUGCGUCAGGGAGACCAUUUUCCCAAGUCCUCACUUGAUAAGGAAGAGGGACAUUAUCAACAUAGUGUAUCUGAUUACUAUAAGUUUGACUAUUGCUUACACUUACUUCAGGAUUCUGUUUACUGCAAAAUCUGCUAAAGAAGGUGCAAAGAAAGCCAGGAACACGAUCCUCCUCCACGGCUUCCAGCUGCUGCUGUGUAUGGGUGCAUAUGUAACUCCACUGUUAAAACCUGCUCUAAAAGAAUGGUUCCCUGAGAAUUACCCAGACUCCCUCUUUGCUUGUUACAUUAUUGUGCAGAUUUUGCCGCGAUCCAUCAGUCCAAUAAUCUACGGCAUCAGAGACAAUACCUUCAGGAGGUAUAUCAGAAAGCAAUUAUUGUGUAAAGGGAACAUACAGUAA